This is a messenger RNA of Diospyros lotus (date-plum), 2192 nucleotides long. Its product is annotated as cysteine--tRNA ligase, chloroplastic/mitochondrial. NCBI's taxonomy places the organism in Eukaryota, Viridiplantae, Streptophyta, Magnoliopsida, Ericales, Ebenaceae. The coding region runs from base 105 to 1817 and encodes 570 amino acids. Gene Ontology annotation, biological process: cysteinyl-tRNA aminoacylation. Gene Ontology annotation, cellular component: cytoplasm. The transcript is spliced from 10 exons. Gene Ontology annotation, molecular function: cysteine-tRNA ligase activity; ATP binding. The record is from RefSeq and is a predicted model, not a curated record.
ACCUCUCUGGUUUGGUACCCACCCGAAAGCAAUUUACACUCUGCAAUAGAUAAUGCAUUUGGAAGGCAGUGAGAGAAUUCUUACGGACAAAAUCGCCUCUUCAAAUGAUUACGCUCUUCAGAUUCUACAAACCCUUCAUCCCAAUCCCACCCUCUCUAAUCACUCGCCCGCAAUCGUUCCUCCGCCGCAAAAUCUCCAUCGGCGGCGCCAGAUUCCGUCCUCUGAACUCGAAUGCUCAAUCUCGGCCGCUAGUCACCCAGAAAACUCGCGACAAUGGCGUCGGUGGAACGGAGAGCAGUAAACCUAGUUUUUCAGAGCUGUGGUUGUACAAUACGAUGAGCAAGCAGAAGGAAGUGUUCACGCCAAAGGUGCCUGGUAAGGUCGGCAUGUACGUGUGCGGCGUAACUGCGUACGAUCUUAGCCACAUCGGCCACGCUCGUGUCUAUGUCUGCUUCGACGUCCUCUACAGGUUCCUCAGGCACUUGGGAUAUGAAGUGAAUUAUGUCCGCAACUUCACUGACGUUGAUGACAAGAUAAUUGCCAGAGCAAAGGAGCUAGGGGAGGAUCCCAUUAGUUUGAGCAGACGUUAUUCUGAAGAAUUUCAUCAUGAUAUGGUGCAUCUUCACUGCCUGCCUCCUACUGUGGAGCCUCGUGUCUCAGAUCACAUGCCCCAAAUCAUAGACAUGAUCAAGCAGAUACUUGAUAAUGGUUGUGCCUACAGAAUUGAUGGAGAUGUGUACUUCUCUGUAGACAAGUUUCCAGAAUAUGGAAAGCUGUCUGGGAGAAAAGUUGAAGAUAAUAGGGCAGGUGAACGGGUUGCGGUGGACUUGAGGAAGAAAAAUGCUGCUGAUUUUGCUUUGUGGAAAUCUGCAAAGGAGGGGGAGCCCUUCUGGGAGAGUCCAUGGGGUCCUGGAAGACCUGGAUGGCAUAUCGAGUGCAGUGCCAUGAGUGCUGCUUAUUUAGGCUAUUCUUUUGAUAUACAUGGUGGUGGGAUGGAUCUCAUCUUCCCCCACCAUGAAAAUGAAAUUGCUCAGAGUUGUGCUGCUUGUGAAAAGAGUAAUGUAACCUACUGGAUACACAAUGGAUUCGUGACCAUUGACUCAGAGAAAAUGUCUAAGUCACUAGGAAACUUCUUCACUAUUCGGCAGGUUAUAGACCUCUAUCAUCCCCUUGCUUUGAGACUUUUCUUAAUUGGGACACACUACCGAUCUCCAAUCAAUUAUUCGGAUGUUCAGCUUGAAAGAGCAUCUGACCGAGUUUUUUACAUCUAUCAGACGCUACAUGACUGUGGAGUUAUUCUGAGCCAGCAGAAUGACGGAACUCAAAAGGGCUCAAUUCCACCAGAUGUCUUGAGUUGCAUCAAUAAGUUCAAUGAUGAAGUUCUGAUGUCAAUGUUUGAUGAUCUUCACACUCCUGUUGCCUUGUCUGCACUCUCUGACCCAUUGAAAAUCAUCAAUGAUUUGCUACACACUCGCAAGGGGCGGAAGCGAGAAUUGCGGAUGGAAUCUCUUGCAGCUUUAGAACAAGCUAUUAGUAAUCUUCUUUCUAUUUUAGGUCUUAUGCCAGCAAUUUACUCUGAGGUUUUGCAGCAGCUGAGGGAGAAAGCAUUAAAGCGUGCAAAAUUGACCGAAGAUCUAGUUCUACAAAAAAUUGAAGAGAGGACAACUGCGAGAAUGAACAAAGAGUAUGAGAAAUCGGAUGCAUUAAGGAAAGAUCUGGCUGCUGUGGGUAUCGCUCUAAUGGACAGCCCGGAGGGAACAACUUGGAGACCAGCUGUUCCUCUUGCAUUGCAAGAGCAGCAGGUUGCUGCAGCCUGAAUGGCUUCUGGGGAUGCCAUUGUUAAGAUUCAUCACAUCCUGCUUACAGUCUGGAGAUUUUCUUCUUGUUAAUGAAAGUCCUGGGUGGAACACUUAUUUAUGGGCCAUUAUUACAUGGAGGUAGAAGUAAAAAUGGGAAAAAAAUUUAGUGCCUUUAGGACUGGCCAGGGUUAAGGAUCAGUUCUCGACAUGAAGCCAUGGUUUUUGAUCAAUUGAAUUGGGACUAAUGUUGCUUGAAGUUACACUGUUUCUAGCAUUUUGUGGCCCAUUUUUAUAUUGAAACCAGCUCUGUAUGGUAAUCUCUUUACUUGCUAUAUUUUUCCUGAAUGGUUGUUGACAGACGCAAUCAAUAAUAAGUAGAUUUGUAUUUGUUUA